AUGGCUCACCAAGCACACUCUUUCCAUAUAGUUGACCCAAGCCCAUGGCCCAUCUUCGGAGCGGCCGCUGCCCUUCUAACCACCUCCGGCCUGACCAUAUGAUUCCACUAUAACUCCCCUUACCUGUUAAUCACAGGACUACUUUCCACCGCCCUCGUUAUAUUCCAAUGAUGACGCGACAUUGUACGAGAGAGCACCUUCCAAGGACACCACACCCCCACCGUACAAAAAGGCCUACGCUAUGGCAUAAUCCUAUUCAUCACAUCAGAAGCCUUCUUCUUUCUGGGAUUCUUCUGAGCAUUCUUCCACUCAAGCCUAGCCCCCACCCCAGAACUAGGAGGCCAAUGACCCCCUGUAGGAAUCAAACCCCUAAACCCCAUAGAAGUCCCACUCCUAAACACUGCCAUUCUCCUAGCCUCUGGAGUUUCAGUAACAUGAGCCCACCACAGCAUCACUGAAGCUAGCCGCAAACAAGCCAUCCAAGCCCUAACCCUAACAGUCCUACUGGGCUUCUACUUCACUGCCCUCCAAGCCAUAGAAUACUAUGAAGCCCCCUUCUCUAUCGCUGACGGAGUGUACGGCUCCACCUUCUUCGUCGCCACUGGAUUCCACGGCCUCCACGUAAUCAUCGGUUCCACAUUCCUACUAGUCUGCCUCCUACGCCUAAUCAAAUACCACUUCACAUCAAACCACCACUUCGGCUUUGAAGCAGCAGCCUGAUACUGACACUUCGUAGACGUAGUCUGACUAUUCCUCUACGUAUCCAUCUACUGAUGAGGAUCAU
This is a messenger RNA of Poecile atricapillus (Black-capped chickadee), 784 nucleotides long. The record is from the annotation of a RefSeq genome assembly. NCBI's taxonomy places the organism in Eukaryota, Metazoa, Chordata, Aves, Passeriformes, Paridae.